GAAUCGGCAUGAACUAUCUGCUUCACCGUCAACGAAGCCCCGGUGCGGUCAUACCGAUCCCCGAGGAGCUUGAAGAAUUGAUGAGCGAAAUAAGUCGCGAAGUACUGCGCCAGCAACCCCCGAACGUGAUCCACUUUCUGGCGGACUAUCUCGAGGAGAAGCUGGCACGCCGUGAGAACAGUCGCAUAGCGGAAAAGAUUGUCGACAAUGUGCUGGACAUUAGUUUGGACAUUGUCGCCAUGCUGGAAGCGAUCGGCAUUGAUUCGGACCGUGCCGAGCAGGCAGUGAAACGUAUCCGGGAGGAGUUUCAUCGCCAUUUCGAGACGAAACCGGACGAUGAGCGUUUGCGUGAGACGUUCCGGGAGCGUGACGUACUCGAGCGAUUGGUUAGCGAGUGCCACUUUAGCGAGCAGGAAGCACGGAAAGCGUCGCGCAUUAUUGAGCAUGCGUACCGGACAUUCUACUUCCGUAAUGCUUAUAAGGAGCCGCAUCCUGCUGGCAAGGAUAAGGACUGGCGUCAGGCCGCAAAACAUACGCUGAGUCUUUACGCUCAGACAGGUCCAACGAAGGAAGAGAUGGAAGCGGCUGCACGCCGUAUUCAAGUGGCUUAUCGUGCGUACUACACACGCAAACGGCAGGAGCUUGAUCGGAAUGCUAGAAUCAUUCAACGUGCUGUCCGAAACCGUCAAGCUCGUCGAGUGGAAGAAGCAGAACUUCUCGGAGUUCCAUCGAUAGUUCUUGCUCACAAAAUUCUUGAUGAAUCUUUACUCAACUACACACCUUCGGAAGAUAUCGAAAAUUUAAUCGACGCUGCGAUCGUAUCCGAUGAUGAACGGGAUCGUGUGCCUCGUGCGUCAAAAGACUUGACCACCGACGAAGCUGCCACCAUGAUCCAAUCAGUGUUCCGUGGUCAUCAAGCUCGUAAACAAACCGUACCGAAGGCGACAACCAAGUCACUUUGCAAAACACCCGACGAGGUCGAGGAAAAAGCUGCCGUACUGCUACAAUCGACAGCUCGGGGACAUCUGGCACGGAAACGCUUCCAGCAGGAGGAGGAAAAGCAGAAGCACCAAAUGGCCACCCUGCUGCAGUCCCACGCCCGUGGUUAUCUGGCCCGCAAGAAGCAACUACCGCGGAACGAUCCGUCAGACCCGAAACCGUGA
Messenger RNA from Anopheles maculipalpis, 1163 nucleotides. RefSeq lists its product as uncharacterized. The transcript is spliced from 2 exons. Gene Ontology annotation, molecular function: calmodulin binding. The coding region runs from base 9 to 1163 and encodes 384 amino acids. The record is from RefSeq and is a predicted model, not a curated record. Lineage: Eukaryota; Metazoa; Arthropoda; Insecta; Diptera; Culicidae.